Messenger RNA from Archocentrus centrarchus (flier cichlid), 3118 nucleotides. RefSeq lists its product as uncharacterized. The record is from RefSeq and is a predicted model, not a curated record. Bases 303 to 2840 code for a protein of 845 amino acids. NCBI's taxonomy places the organism in Eukaryota, Metazoa, Chordata, Actinopteri, Cichliformes, Cichlidae. The transcript has 8 exons.
GGCUCACCGGGCUGGUAGGCUCGGGGCUGGCCUUCCUUCGGUAGCUGCAGCUCACCGGUGGUGCUGAGAAGCCGUGCAGGCACCGACUCCCAGCGGCACCCUGAGCCACGAAUAACGGCACUCUGAACCGGUGAGACGUUUGUCCCGGGCUGCCGUUUCCCGUUUGUUUGAGGCGGUGUUUCAGGAUGUCGACGUGUCCGUGCUACAGGCCGGUAAUCCUGGAUGAGGAAGAAGCAGAAGGAUGUUUAUUUCAGCACCUGCAGUGAAAACACAGCAAAGGGUCAAAGAGACUUCCAUAAUUCAUGUGUCCGUCUCCUCUGCCGAGCACGAUGAGCACAGACAGACCCAAACGGAAUAUCAUCAAAAAGAAAUACGACAUCAGUGACGGGAUGCCGUGGUGUGAAGAACGUCUGGUCCGCAAAGUGCUUUUCCUCUCUCUCAGGGAAUUCCGAGACAAACACCGUGCCACACACAGACGCUCACACAUACACAAGUGUGCGCACAAACGCACAUCAAAAAAUACACACUUACAAGCUCUGCGAAAGACACUGACAAAACCUAACACACACACAAAAGCACAGGCAGGAAAGAAAGGGCACACGCCGCGACAACGAGCCAAGUGCACACCACUAAACACACACACACAGAAAAACACACAUACUGCCCAAAAUAUGCACAUUUCAAAACACUUACACACUCACGGACGCACAAACAAAGACAUGCCAGAGGACCGUCCAAAGAAUAAAUGUCCUCGGAUACUGCAGAACACACAAACCCCGACAAAACUGUUUAAAGGCAAAGUUACACACGCUGCACAGCAGACACACACGGCAUCAACCAGGACGCUACGCUCGCAGAAAACACACAACACACUGUUGCUGCUGAACUCAAAAUACACAAAAACUGCUACAGCUACACACGCUGCUCAGCACAAACACACCUGCACACCUAAAAACACGCACACACCUCCGCUGCCAGCCAGGACUCUGAGGUCACACUCUCCCACACGUCUCAGGGUUAACGGUGUGCGCGAGCGUCUGUCAGAUCAUCCCAGCUGGAGCUGGUCCGUACAGACACGACCUCGACAACGUCGUCCUGCCAGCUGUGACAGAGAUGAUUCUGCCAACAGGAGACCACGGCUGCAUGCACAGAGGAAGUUUGCUCAGUCCCCGCCCAACUCUCCAGGACCAUUAGUGUUGAUGACAUCAGCACAGAGCACCCACAGCCUGGCUGUAGUCACCUGUCUGAGCAGACGCCGUCCUAAGACUGAGGACUUUUUGUCUUUUCUCUGUUUAAGAGGUUCUGCAGCAUUGCCAAGCAGCAUGGCCUUCUUAACACGUAAACGAGAGAGGCAGCCAGGUGACAGUCAGUGUUUGACUUCCUGUCUUCCCACCAAUCACAAGGCUGCAGCUGAGGAGAAGAAAAUUGGGAUGUUAUGCAGAACAACAGUGCAGAGAGAGACCAGAUCCCUGAGGAGGAGGUCUGCCGACUCUGCAGUAUUCAGUUCCAUGUGCCCCUUGACAGCUCGAGCACAGAGCAGGAGGGAUGGAGAUGAAAGAGAAAAACAGCAGAAGAAAGACAUGAUGGAGGAGGACAGACGAGAGGGAGCUCAGAGACACCUCCUGAGACCUCGUCAGCUCUCCCUACACGUCAGGAGGGCCAACAAGGUUGUAACUAAAAUCUCUGAACAAAGAGCCUCCUGUGUCAGGUCAGUCAUUCCCUUAAAGCCAAGGAGAGGGACUGCUAGCAAACAAGGCACGAGGCCAAGCAAUACCUACAAAUCAAGAUGCCAUUCCCAAAGCAGAGCCCAGGAAACCAGCAGCAAUCACCUCUCGCUACAUCACAACCACCAGCUGCCUCACAGUCGGCACCUUCUUCAGUACUAUAGCAAUCCUAUGACCUUCAGUAUUCUCCAGAACUCAGGAAGAAAUUCAUGCCAAACUUCAGCUCAAAUAUCUCUGAUUAAUCAUUCAGUUAGUCGACAGCUGAGGGAGAAGCCUGGGGUCCUGAGGUUGUCCAGAAGGAGGAGAGGCCUUCCACCAGACACCAGCCCGAGUCUUCUGGUUUCCUUGGACAGGAACCCAUCAAAUGAGUGCCAAAUCUUGCAGGACAAAGGUGGCUAUGUCUCCCUGGCAAGUGAUAUUUAUGAGAUUCCACAGAAUGAGGACAGCGUUCGAGAGGAGUAUGUGAGCCUUAUGGGUAAAAACACUGAUAGCCAUCAUAUAAAACUCGUACAGGACAGAUGUGCUCAUGGUGGACAGGCGGGACUUGAGAGGGACAGUUUUAUCAGUGAAGAUCUGUGUGACAAGGGAAACAGAGAAAAACUUGCAGAGUGUGCACAGGAGCCCUCUCGUGAAAAGGAAAGCCUCACUAAUGUCAUCACUAGCUAUAACCUCAUGCCUGUUAGUGAGGUCGUGUGGAAACACCCGAGGGAUCAAACUCUCCAAGAAAAACAGAACACGACAAUCCAAAAGCCUGUUAGCAGGGCUAACGAUUCUAAGGCCACAGCUGCUUCUACUAGGACCAGUGUAACUAAAGCUGCUAUCAACUCAGUCACAUCUGACACACCAGCUGAUUAUUCUGCCAGGUGCAGUGGCAAAGGCACUAAUAAAGGCAAGCAAAUGAAGAAGAGUACUUCACCAGCCCUCACUAACUCUGCCCAUGAAUCCACAGGUGCUACAAAACACCCUUCAGUGGGAAGCACAGAGGAUGUGACCAAGGACAGGGCACCUACCAUCAGUUAUUGUAGCACUUCCAAAGACUCUGCAAAGGGGCUUCCCCACACCAAGACGACUACCUCAGCCAUGAAGACCAGGUUCAGCCCCAGGAUGAAGCAUUAAUAUCUAAGCUGAGUCUGGAACCAUGAAGAGAAUAUUCUGUAUAGAAAUGUUUCAGAGCUUUUAAAUAUGUCGAGGCAGAGCAUGAUGAUGAUUGUUGCCUUGUCAGUCAUUGUUGAAUAGGUACAAUAAAGUCGUAUAACUGGAACACACAUUAUGCUGGUAAAGUGGACUGUAUGUUUUCAUGCCUCUAUGCUCCGUCCUCUAUCUGAAUAGUAGCGUGAUGUUUUAUUAUUAGUAGUAUUUUAUUAUUUAUAUAUUCAGGUGUACACCCCCCCCCC